AUGGCGUCUUCGACUACGUCUUCUUCGCGAGCUAGAGCGUCUAAAGAUGCUCUUCCUCCUCGUUCAAGUUUAGGCGAAUUGGGAUUCGAUGCGGUGGUAGACCCAGUGCAGAACGGAGGAACGAACAGACCACGGACGGGAUCAGCGUCCUCCUCGUCCCACCACGCAAACGGCAGCGCUCACUUUCAAGCUCAUACGACCCCAAAUCCUUCUACAACAAUCGAAAGCCAAGCCCUAACGAUCACCCUCCUGCAAGCCAAAACGACGCACCUCCACGCCCGUCUCCUCUCCACACUCGACUUGCUAGACUCCAAAUCCCUCGACGUCGAGCGCCUGCAUGCGCGCGAGAAAAAGUUGAAGACGAAGAUGAGGGUGUUGCAGGAUUUGUGUAGGGAGAAGGAGGAGGAGUUGGUGGAGAUGAGGGAGGUUGUGGGGCGGUUGGUUGAACGUGUGGAACUAAACGGCACCCUGAACGUUAUCCGACCCGCUUCGUAUUGUACGACGGCGCUGCUGGAUCCUGUUAUUCCCAAGAAACGCAAACCGCCACCCACCCAAUCCCACUCGCACUCGCGUGUAGUGAACACCUCGAAUCAGCUAGCAGCUUCGACAUCGCGUCUCCCAUCUUCAUCUUCCUCGCCCGCCACUGCCGCUGCUCCUGGUGUUGGUGGACACGCCACUCCCGCCCGACCACGCUCGACGACGCCUACACCCCGCCGCGGUCCUAUGCGUCUCGCGCCACACCAUCUCGACGACACUGAUCACGAAGACCACACCAGCGACAUCCCGAACGUAGCCCAUACCAACGGCAUCCCGAACGACGACUCCAAUGACCCCUCAACCCAACCCCUCUUCAAAACCCUCCUCGAACAACAAAAAGCCGAUCGAGCACAUCUGGUGCAGUCGCUCAAGGACGCGCAGCAGAGGAUUGCGGUGUUGGAGGCGAAGUUGAGUAGGAGGGAGGAGGAGGUGGCGAGGUUGGUUUGUGCGGGGUGGUGGGUUGGUGGGACUGGUACGGGGGUUGGAGCUGGGACGACUGGGGUUGGGGCUACCGGGGUUGGGACGAUUGCUACUGGGGUUGGAGGUGGGACUGGUACUGGUGGGACGACGACGAACGAUCGUACGACAGCAACAAACGGAGUAGCAGCGGCCAUGACGAAUGGAAUCCCAGCUGGCAUAAAUGGUGCACUGAAGACGCCUAUCGAGGUCGACGUUGCUCAGGCGCUUGAUUGGGCUGUAUCGAGGAACAAGGCUCUCGAAGUUGAGAUUGCGGGAUUGGCGCGGAAGAUUGGGGGGUUGAGGGCUGCUACGGGUGGUGCGAGGGACGGGGGUGGGAAGGACCCCGGUCCUGCGCGUGCGAAGGAGAAGGAGAACGGGGUUGCGAGUGCGACGGAGACGAAGAAACCUGCCGACCCACGAAGACGCAUCGUCGAAAGCCCAGAAACGCCCCCUUUAUCAACGGCGACCACGAAACUCAUCUUACGCGCGUCGCAGCCUAGUUCGGGCUCGUCGUCGUCUUUCAAGGCUGUCCCGCUCCCGCCUGUCGCUUCUUCCUCUUCUUCUUUCUCGUUAACGGGGGCGUCGACGUCGUUUGAUUCUUCAUGGCACGAUAAGGACAGGGAUGAGAGGAAGGAGGAGAGGAAGACAACUCUUUUGUCCCUGAGCACGGACCUUUCGGCGUUGGAGAGACAGAUUGAUGCGUUGGCGGGUGAGAGGGAGCGGUGGGGCCUUGUCUUAAAGGAUUCGACGAGAGCAGGGGCAAGGGACGCGAGGGGAGGGAGUAGGUCUGCGUCUGCGCCUGUUCCGAUACCUACCAGCGAGCCGGAGGCGAAGGGGCAUCAUCAGCGUUCAUCGUCAAAUCCUCAAGCGCAUCAACGGUCUUCGUCGAAUCCUCAAGCGCAUCAGCGGUCAUCGUCAAAUCCUCAGUCCCAGAUGCAUACGCAUGUGAGGACGGGGUCGGGUGAGGGGGUGGCAGUGGUUAGGUCGAGGUCGAGAGCUUCGUCUGCUUCUGCGUCUGGGUCCGUAUCUGCGUCGACGGUGCAAUCGCUUUCGAGGCCUCGGAGUGCUACGCCUUCGUCGUCGUCGUCUUCGGUAGCUUCGGGUUCGACUACGGGUACUGUGACUGCGACUACGGCUACGGGGGCGGCUACGGCGAGACCUCGAUCUUCGUCUGCGGCGACGGGUCAACCGUCCUCUCAAGGUUCAUCCCCGCCUUCUUCGAGAGCGCGCUCGUCGUCAUCAGCGCAGAGUAGAUCUCGCUCGUCUUCCGCUGCGCAGGUUGAUUUACGGUCACGGUCUUCAUCGACUGUGGAUGUUGGUUCGCGGUCGCGGUCUUCUUCGACUGUGGAUGUUGAUUCGCGGUCACGCUCGCGGUCCUCAUCCUCAACUGCGCACGGUGAUUCGAGGCCGAGGAGAUCCUCUACGCCGAUUCAGAGUAGCAGUGGUCGCCGGUCGGAAACGCCUACCCCGUCUCGACCGCGGUCGAGGGUGGACGAGGAGGUUCAGACGACCGAGUCGUUGUGCGGGUCUAGUACGCCUACGCCUACGCCUACAAGUUCUCGAUAUCAGGAUUUGGCACGCGGCGGUGCUGGAAGGGAGGACGGUGUAGGAAGCCAGGAAGCUCUGACGAAGCUAAAGCAAGAAGUGGAGAUGCGGUUGGAGGGAUUGGAGGGAGAGGUUAGGGAGUUGGCUGGGAGGGUUGGGGUUGGGGGGCAUGGCAUCCGGGAGGUGCGGGAAGGGGAGACGAGAGAGGAGGAGAGGCUGCGGUUGCACGAUCUGGAUGCGCAGAGAGAGGCGCUGGAGGAGCAUAGGAGGAGGUUGGACGAACUAGAUGAGCACAGGAAACGCUUAUCGGAGUUGGACGAGCAAAGGAAGGUGUUGGACGAACAUAAGAAGCGCCUGGAUGACCUGGAGAGGGACAGGCAGAGGUUGGACGAGUUGGAGAAGGAGGGGAGGGUUACGAGGGAGGAGUUGGAGCGCGAGAAGACGCGGAUUGGGAAGAUGGAAGAGGAGAUGGAGGCGAGGUGGGAGCGGGAGAGGGAGCGUGUGGAGGUGAGGGAGAAGGAAAGGGAGGAGAGGGAGAAGGAAAGGGAGGAGAGGGAGAAGGAAAGGGAGGAGGAGAGGGAGGAACGCGACGAAGCACGCCGCGCAGCCAUCGAGCAACACCUCCAAACCCACCGCACAGCUAUCGAAGAACGACUUAAAACCGAACGGGAAGCCCUCGAGAACCAACUUAAAACCGAACGCGAAGCUAGAGAAGAGAAGGAGCGCGCUGAGCGACUCGAGAGACUGGAGCAGAAGGAUCGAGAGUUGAAGGAGAAGUUGAGGGAGAAGGAGGCGCAGAGGGUGGAGAAGGAGAGGAUGAGAGCUGAGAGGGAGAGGGAGAGGGCUGAGGUUGGGGAGUUACGAGAGGGUGUUGAACAACUUGGGGAGGGCUUCGAGUACCUUCGCGAGGAGGCGGGGCAGUUGAGGGACUUUGUCCACGCUACGAGGAUUGAUGUUGAGAGGGAUCGGGAGGAUGUGGAUCAGCUCCGAGAGGCGUUUUUGCAUCAUCAGGAGGAGUACCAUCAGAAUCGCGAGGGGGUUCAAGAGUUGAAGGAGGAGGUGGAGCGGAAUAGGGAGGAGAUGGAGAGAGUUAGGUGUGAGGGCGGGGAGCGUGUUGAUAAACUCGAAGUUGAGACGCGCGAUGUGGUGGAGGAGUUGAAGAGGAGGAUUAGGAGGGUUGAAGAGGAGUGUGAACGCCUUCGACGAUCCGAGCUGGAGCUUAAGGAAAGGUUUGAAGAGUUGAAGAGGGAGGGGCUCGUCAAUGGGGGGUCGGGAACCGUUGGUCGGGAUGAGGUUGGGGCGAAUGGACAUGCUCAACCUCAGUCUGCAUCCAGCAACGGUCAAGCUCAGCUUCAGUCGGUAUCCCAGAGCAUCCAAGCUCAGCGUCAGUCGGUAUCCGAGAAUGGCCAAGCUCAAGAGGAUGGUCGUGUGGCGAAUGGGUAUGCUCCAGGGGAGGUUGGUGGUGGUCGGGUUCUGCCUACUUGGCCGGCGAUACGUCCAAGUCCGGAGCUAGAGGACCGACGGGAAGACGAGGGUGUAGAAGAUGAGGAAGGCGAAGGUGAAGCGGAUCGUAGAAACUCGGCUGGGUCCCCGGUGGAGACAGAGCGCCAGGGGGAUGUGGAUGAUACCGGAGACCUCGGUGAACAGGAGGGGAAAGAGAGGGGUGAACGCCAGGAGCGGGAGGAAGAGGACGCUGAGCCGAAGAAAGAACGAAUCUCGGUGCAGGUCUAUGACCGACAUGGACGCCCCCCGUUUUCGCUGGAAAGCCGUGCGCAUGACGAGAGCAAGCAAACGGAUAGCUUCGACGAGAGCACCCAAACGGACGGGUUCGACGAGAGUACGGCUCGGGAUGAAGACUACCGGUAUGACGGUAGUACGACGCGCGCGCAGUACGAUGGGAGUACGAGUCAAGCUGGGUACGAUGCGAGUACGAGUCAGGCUGGGUAUGAUGCUAGUACGAGUCAGGCGGGCUACGAUGCAAGCACAUCUCGCGCCGAGUACGAUGCAAGUACCACUCGCGCACAGUAUGACGACAGCGCGAGUCGAGGUCGAUAUGACGAUAGCCGAGUUCAAUACAACGACAGCACCAGUCAAGCCCGGUACGACGAGAGCUCGAGUCGACACCAGGAGCACGAGUCCUACGACCACGAGUACGACGAGCUUAGCAACUCGCUUUAUGACGAUUUAUCGCAUUUGGUGGAUGGGGACGAGGAUGAGGAAGGGUAUGAGCAUCGGGGUUACGAAGGCGGUGGGUAUGGAGGUCGUGGGUAUGAAGGGCAGUAUCGCCGGGGGUAUGGCCGGGAGGUCUACGUGGAAGGUGGACGCGAAGUGUAUGUCGAGGACGGGUACCACGACGAGGAUGGGUAUCACGACGAUGAAUAUCAGGGCCAAUACGAGUAUGAGGAAGGAAUGGACGGAGGGGACCUUCGCACGCUUGUGCUUUCGACUAUUGAGGAGGUUUCGGAGAGGUCUAGUUCGUCGUUGGCUGUUGGGGAUCAUGGUGCUUACGGAGAUGGGGAGGAGGAGGAGGAUGGGGGUUAUGAAGAAGUCGAAGAAGCCGACGUGGAGGGAGAGGAAGAAGGGGAGGGAGGGUACUCCUACCUCGAACGAUCACCGUACUCGCAUGAAGUGGACUACGAAGAAGGCCGACAUCCCCAAAUCCGAAUCGACGUUCCGGAUGACAGCUCGCAGGAGUACCAGCGACCUACCGCUCUGGAGAACGAACGCGCUUAUUUAUCGCCUUCGACGCCUGUUCCGCAUGUGGGUUCGCCGUCGACGCCUGUACCGCACGCGCAGGAUCGAGACCGGUUGUCGCCUUCGACGCCUGUGCCGGAGCAUCAUGCUGGUGAUCGGAGCCAUGAUGCGCAGCAGCAGGGUUCGUCGAUGUAUGUUGCGUCGUCGUCGUCGCCGUUGCAUACGCAGAGGGAUGGGAGUUCGUCGCCUAUGCCUGGUGGUGAUGGCGAUGGAUCGAGCGCGAGUGGCAGGGAGAGGAGUGGAAAGGAGGUGAGGGAGGGGUCGAGAUUGGGUGUUAGUGGGCAGAGUUCCAGGUUGGGUGUUAGCGGAGCGGGAUCCUCACGCUUGGCUGAUGAGUCUAGGUUGGGUGUGUCUGGUGGAGGGUCUUCGAGGCUGGGUGUUUCAGUGGCAGGUUCCUCAAGGUUAGGUGUAUCUGCAGGUGCUUCGUCUAGGCUGAGUGCCUCGGGCGCAGGUUCGUCGAGGAACGACAGUCCCCUGCCGCCCUCUUCGCCGCCGCAGGAUACGUCGGUCUUGCCGGUUGUGACUGAUAUGUCUGGGCUACCUGUUGCGACUGACAUAUCUGGGCUACCUGUUGCAACUGAUACCUCGGCUCUGGAUCAUGGGCAUGAUGUCUACCCUUCGCCGUCGACGCACGCUUCGCCUGAAAAACGUAUUUCCCCAUCGGCGCGAGCCUCUCCUGCCACGCGAGCAUCGUCCUCGAAGCGUAUAUCCCCAACGAAGCGAGUCUCGCCAUCUAAACACGAUCCCAGUUACCGAGGUGCCUCGCCAUCCGAUAUGGACCUCGAGACACCACUCAUGCCGAUAUUGCUGUUCUCAGAGGACGAUGAUGCGUCUGGAUCCGCGUCGCGUUCUGGUUUGAGUGGCGAUGUACAUAUGUCACCACGACGAAUCGCUCGCGCCUAUGCGGACAUCGAGUCGCCUGGGAGGAGGUUCUUGCGUAGUCCACCUGACUCUCCGGAUUCUUCCGCCCCUGAUUCACCGGAGAGUGUGGAGGGAGAAAGACAUCAUGGAUCUGGAAGGAGAGACAGGGGAGAGCGAGGGAGGCGGGAAGAUCAGGAGCAUGGGGAUGGGCACGAGGAUGAAGACGAGUAUGGGCCUGGUCAUGAUUCUUCGACGUCCCUGGCUACGCUGGAAGUGCUGGGUUCGCCGUUGAUGGGUGAAGGGUUCAGUACCCGCUCGCAUAUGGCUGCUUCGUCUGGGUGGGGGGAUGGUGGAUCUAGGAGUGUCAGUGGAUAUCGGCAACCCAUUGUGGAGGAGGAGCAGGAGCAUGGACAGGCACAUGUGGAAGAGGACGAAGACCCCGAUCGACGCUCCCAGAACCGCCAUCACCAGGAUCGAUACCCCAGCCAAGGUUCAGGGCACCUUCUGGACGAACGACGCCACGAGGACGAGGAUCGGUACCUCUCCAACGACCAACCUGAAGACCAGAGUCGUGAUCUCUAUGCAGAACAUCGCGAGCCCCACCAUCGAUCUGAUCUCCGUUCGCCAACUCCUCCCCCGCCGGAAUGGCCUGUUCAUCAUGUUCGAGGGGGACGGUUCCCCAUUGACGACACCUCUCGCGGUCCACGGCUAUCUCGUUCGUUCUCUCGCUCGAGGGGACGUGGAGAUGAGAACGAAGAUGGAGAAGGAGAUGGAAACGAAGAGCCUUUGAUCGACCCUGACACCGUACCCUUCGACUUUGAUUACGGGAGCUUUGAUCCCCGCGUUGACGAAGACGGGAAUCCCCUCGACGACGAUGAAGGUGAUCGAGAUCGAUCACUAGGUGUCCUAGCUGGCCUAGGUGGUGGGAUUGGAGUCCUGGCAGAGUCGACGAGGGAGUUGGGAGGGUUUAAUUCCUUUGCGGCCGAUUUGGAGAGUUUUUGUCAUCCGAGGGAGAGCGAGUCUGUGGGUGAGGAGGAGGGGAGGUUUGAUGAUGCGCCUGAGGAGCUGGAGAGGGGGUGGAAUCGGUCGGGGUAUGCUGGGGAUCGAUCGGGGUACCAGGAGAGGUCGGGAUACUACAACCAAAGCGGAUACGACAUGGGUAACCGAUCAGGGUAUGGGAAUCGAUCCGGCUUUGACCACGGCGAUACGUCUACCAACCAGUUCGAUCGCUCUGGAUACAACCAUACCAGAAGUGUCUACGGAUACCCCUUCAACCAGAGUGCGACGGGUGAUUUCAGUUUCCAUCCUGCGAACGAGUCUACUGGGCGGCAUUUGAUGGGAGGUUCGUUUGGAGGAUCAGCUUCGUUUGGAGGUCGAUCGUUCGGUGGGCAGGGUGGUCAUCCUGUUUGGAGCACACCGAACAGGUCAGGCGGUCAGCGUCAGUCGAUGUACGCUUCGAGUGGGUCGCCUGGUCAUUACCGUCCUGGGGAAUCUCCAGGGAGGUUCUUCAAUCCCGCCAACGAGUCUACUGGUCGACAUGGCUUCAACCCAAACGAUUCACCGAGCAGACACUUCAACCCGGCGAACGAGUCCACUAAUCGACACCAGUGGGGUACUAGUCAAGGAUACGCGCCCUCGAGACCUUCGCCCCUCAAGACCACUUUCUCGGCUCCCUCCCUUGGCGGUGGGAACGGUGAACCUAGUGCCACCGGAAAUGGAUAUCUGACUGGUUCACCAGGUCUUGCUGCCCCUUCAGUCGAUCAAAACCGAUCGCGUUCGACGGGUGGUAUCUUUGGAUCGGAGGGUCUCAACUUCAAUUUCAAUCCCCUCGUUCCCCCUCCGCCUCCCACUUCUGCUCCUGCCGGAUAUGCGUCUGAAGACAAAGACACAUCGACCGCUGCGUUCUUUGGUCCAGUGUUCUCAGCUCAGCCAUCCGUUACUCAGACUCCUGCAACUCAGCCCAAUCGGAAACGAGAGCGUCCAAGUGACUCGCCUCCGUUCCAAUCUCUUGAUCAACUGGGUCAAGUAACGCUGUCGCCUUCGCCGUUCACGUUGAAGUCGCCUCUCUUCACACCCCGUUCGCCAAAUUUCAAUCCAUUGGGAAGGUUACCUGCUCUCACACCCAGCCCGUUCGCUUUGUCGCCUAUGGUUACUGGUUCUGCAAAUACCAUUCCGGGCGCGUCGGAUGGAUCGGGGAGGCUCGGAGGAAGAGGGCUAGCUGCUGGAGGUGCAUCGUCGAGUUUGGGAACCGGAGGCGCAUCGCGUCUGGUUGGGAGCGGUAGCACGAGUGUCCAACCCGCCAAUUUGAGGAGGACGGCUUCUCUUCCCGGCCAGGGCCGUACUCGGGAGAGGGAUAACCUCACGACGCCUGCGAUGGGGCUGGGCAUUGGACAUCGUGGAAAGUCUCCGGUGUUCGACUCUGGGAAUGGGAGUACCGGUGGAGCUGGUGUGUCCGGGAGUGUCGGGAAGGUGACUCGAAGUCGAAGUGGUAGUGGAAGCACCGCGGGGAAUAUGAGUGGAAAUACGAGCGGGGUGUCGAGGAAGAGGAGUGCGUUGAGCACGGGUGGAAGUAGCCCGAGUUUGCUGGGAAGUCCAUUUAAGGAGAGGAAGGAGAGGAGGCCUGGAUCUGCAAGUGGCAAGUCGUUGAGUGUGAGCGGUGAUACUGUGCCUGCUGGGCAGGAGGAGGGCUGGGUUGGGAGUGGAGAUACUGAACCUGUAGAAGAUGAGUAUAAGUAG
Coprinopsis cinerea okayama7#130 is the source of this 8892-nucleotide messenger RNA. RefSeq lists its product as hypothetical. Lineage: Eukaryota; Fungi; Basidiomycota; Agaricomycetes; Agaricales; Psathyrellaceae. The record is from RefSeq and is a predicted model, not a curated record. The coding region runs from base 1 to 8892 and encodes 2963 amino acids. The transcript is spliced from 6 exons.